UCAAGUGGUUAAUGGUGUCUUGUCUCGCGGAUCAGUCUGACUCGCCCCCCAGUUGCUGCAUUUGUCCCGGGAUGACCUGUUGAUGUCGGGAAAAGAUGGAGCCGAGCCCCCCUUCCUCUUCCUCCAAAAUGGAGUAGAAUUUAACCACAGAAUAUUUUAUGUGAAAUCCAAUGAUUGCGCAGCGUGCAUACAAAUAUGAGUACUUCUUAAUCUGCAUGCGAUUUGCAAGUAUGCGCCGGGAGAAUGAUAAUAAUAGUGUAUGCAUAUGUAUGUUGCUGGGCGAAUCAAAACGUUUUGGGUAUAGAUAUCAUGGUAUGUGCAGGACUGUAACUCAGCCCGACAUUGCAUAGCAUUGCACUGGCACCGAGGGGGCGAGAGAAACGGAUGUGGGCUUUUCAAUAAUUCAUCUAUCAGACUAUUUUGGUGACAGGAUUUUUGAGGGCUGGGGAGCUUUUGGCUCUUUGGUCGCCGCAUCAAGUGUGGAAACCAGGCAAUUGGGGAAUUAUUUCUUAUUUUUUGCCCCCCCGGGGCCCGUGCCAACCCGGAGCUCGUGUCCAGCUGGGCAGCGGUGCGGGCACACACACUCACCGGGUACCGCAGCCCUGCCGCGGCCGCCCACAUCACAGAAACACCGGCGCCCGACUCUCACAGUGAGACUCUGUAGUGCUGGGCUUUACGAUAUGGCUCAGAUGCUGCAGAUGGCGAUUCCCAACUUUGGCAACAAUGUCUUGGAGUGUCUUAAUGAACAGAGACUUCAGGGAUUGUACUGUGAUGUGUCCGUUGUGGUGAAGGGUCACACAUUUAAAGCCCACCGGGCAGUGCUGGCUGCCAGCAGCUCUUACUUCCGAGAUUUGUUCAACUCUGGAAGUAAGAGCUCAGUUGUGGAGUUACCACCAGCGGUCCAGCCUCAGAGCUUCCAGCAGAUCCUUUCCUUCUGUUACACCGGCCGACUUAGCAUGAACUUGGGUGAUCAGUUUCUCCUAAUGUACACAGCAGGAUUUCUGCAGAUUCAGCAGAUUAUGGAAAAAGGUACAGAGUUCUUCCUAAAGGUCAGCUCACCAAGUUGUGACUCACAGGGUCUUCACACGGAAGAAACACCACCCUCAGAACCCCAGAGUCCCGUUACUCAAACUGGGAGUGGUACUGUAGGAGGGGGUGCGGUUGCCACUGCAACUGCUCGACCUGCUUCCUGCCUAACACCCCUUCCAUUGGUGUCAAGGGUGAAAACAGAGCAGCAACCUCAGGCCCAGCAGCCCCAACAAGAAGCAUCAUCAUAUUCAGUAGUUUGCACUCCAGUUGCUAAGCGUCUUUGGGAGGGAGGAAGCCGUGAAGGUGGUGGAGGAUCAGGAGGAGGGGGAGGUAUGAGGAAAGCAGCCCGCUAUUCACAGGAGGUGGCACGGAACAUGGGAGGUGCACCAUCUCAAAGUGCAGCAUUGUUGGGUGGAAAUGGUACCACUAAUAGCAACAGCAACAACAAUAACAAUAACAGCGGUAGCACGCCGGAAGGCACCAGCCCAGGCACCCCCAGCAUGUACACCAGUGACUCACCAAUCUCUUACCACGAUGAUGAUGAAGAAGAGGAAAUCACUGACGAAACGACAGAAGAACAAUACAGACAGAUCUGUAAUAUGUACACUAUGUACAGCAUGUUGAAUGUAGGGGCAACAGCCAAUGAACGAGUGGAAUCAUUACCGGACCACCUCACAGUUGAAUCAAGGGGAAGAGGAGUUCGAGUGAGGCAAGAUCUAGCCUCUCUUCCCACCGAGCUCAUUGCACAGAUCGGAAACCGCUGUCAUCCUAAACUCUAUGAAGAAGGUGACCCUGCUGAGAAACUGGAGCUAGUAACAGGCACCAGUGUUUUCAUUUCACGUGCUCAGCUGAUGAACUGCCACGUUAGUGCGGGCACACGCCACAAAGUGUUGCUCAGGCGGCUCCUUGCUGCCUUUUUUGACCGAAGCACUCUUGCAAACAGUUGUGGGACAGGCAUUCGGUCCUCCACAAAUGACCCCAACCGCAAGCCACUCGACAGUCGGGUUCUCCAUGCUGUUAAGUUUUACUGCCAGAACUUUGCUCCUAGUUUCAAAGAGAGCGAAAUGAACGCGAUCGCCGCAGACAUGUGCACUAACGCAAGGCGCGUGGUGCGCAAGAGCUGGAUUCCGAAACUGAAGCUUCUGAUGGCAGAAAGCGACGCUUAUGCCAACUUUCUUCCGGACGCUGCCAAAAUGGAGUCUGAUGGCUUGGCCGUGGAGCACGCUUUUGAAACGGGAUCCCUAGAAGGUGGUACAGCCUCUGAAUCAGGCCAGUCAUCUACAGAUGCCCUGCAAGGUGUGAGCGGGGAUGGUAACAGCUUGUUUUAGUGAGUAACACUACCAUGGUUCAGCUAUUCUAUCCUCUUCCACUCGUAUCCCAGUCUCACCCUGGGCGUUGAUGUCAUCUGGGAGCCAUGAAAUGUAACUUUAUGAAGACUGUUGUUGAUUCUCACUUCAGAAGCUGGCAAUUUUUAUUUCCUUGUAGAGUUCUUUGAUUGUACCUUGAGGCUCUCCUUGUCAUACUGCAGAAACACAUUCCUGAAAAGGAGGGAACUCUAGGGACAUUUGGGGUGAGCUGAAGGGGAAAUGGUGUCUGGAAGCUCUUAUCCAGUCUGAAAACACUGUCACGAUUCUGAAUGUAUCUUUUUGGAGAAUCCAGAAAGUUAAUGUUGCUGGACGUAAGAUUGUAUUCAUCUGUUAAUAUUUAGUGGCUGUGUAUCUGCUUUCUGGACCCCAUUUCCUCUGCACAAACACCCUUAGACACCUUUAUCAACUUUUUCUUUUAACUUAGAUUUGUCAUUUUUUUGCCAACUAUUCCACUUUUUGUCUUGCCAAGUAUCCCAAAAGAAGCAGUGUGUCAUUUAUGAUUGUAAGGAAUGUUGUAUUUUUUUUUUUUUUUUUUUUUUGAAGUUUUGCUAUAUCUGAAACUACUGUUGAGUUGUUGAGUUUUGAUAGAGAGUCUAUGAAGGAUUCUCACCUUUUAAAUGAAUGAGAAGUGCAUUGUUGUCCACAUGUUUUUGCAUUAGCAAAAUCCAAAAUUUGAAUCAUUUUAUUUUGGUAUAUUACCAAAGCUUAAUAUUGUCACUUUAGUUUAGUUUAAUCAAAUCGCCACAAGUUUUAAAGUCAAAUCAAACCCAAAACAAUCCCACAAGCUUAAAAAUCAUUAAGGCCUUUUAAAUUUGUCUUUAUGUUCUUAGUAGUUUUAUAUAGAAGACACAUAGGACUGGCGUCUGUGUGCUGUGUAAGUGAGUGAGUACGGAGGCUGCAGAUGGUAGUUUUUGAUGUGCUGUAUCUCACAGCUGACUGCUUCAUGCACCGAUCGCACAAGCGUGGUGCAUGCUGCCGCAUGGCGCAUUCUGUCAUGCUACGCCUCAGCGCCUCUGACAGAGAUGCACUAAACGCUCUAAUGAGUGCAGUAUUAGAGAUUGGCACUGAAUGGGCAUCAGUGCCCCAGCUACGGUGGUUCUAAACCACUGAAGACCACUCUGAGAGUGGAAGCUGUUUUGUAGUCUGUUUUUUUAUGCAGAUUUGAAAAGUUUUUAGGUGUCUCUCUUGAUGGUUUUCGGGUUUUAGAAAGGGAAGAUUUUGAAGUCUUUAAUGCCAAUGAAGAGCUGUUGUAACCCCAUAUUAGGAGAUGAAAGAAAGUAACCAUGUCCUUUAAAGUGUAGUUGCACUCUUAAAAUAUUUAAGGAUGUUAAAAUUAGAUUCCCAAAGUAUGACCUGCAUUUUCAGGUCUUUUAAGCACACUUAUUUCAUGAAAUAUGGUAAUGUUUGAAUUUUUGAUUAUGACUGAAGAAAGGCUGUGAUUGGAUAAGAUUAUCUCAGUCCAAAAGCCGAAACGAAGGUUUAACCUAAAAACUAAAUUAUUCAUGCAUAACCCCACUAUUUAUGGGUUUUUAAAUGUUUACAUUUUGUUUUUCCUUUUUUAACCUCUUCUUUUAAAAAGAUAGUUCACCCAAGAAUGAAAAUUCUGUCAUCAUCUACUCACCCAUCCAUCGCAUCCAAACCUGUAUGACUUCUUUAUUUUGUGAAACACAAAAGAAGACACUUUGAAAAAUAUUGGUACCAAAAUAAUUUGAUAUUUUGAAGAAUUCUGGUACUAAUCCAAUUGGAUAUUUUGACGAAUGUUGGAGCCAAACCAAUUCGAUAUUUUGAACAAUGUUGGUACCAAACAAUUUAAAAAUUCGAAGGAUGUUGGUACCAAACAAUUUCAAGUUUUGAAGAUUGUUGGAACCAAACCAAUUUGAUAUUUUGAAGAAUGUUCAUACCAAAACAAUUUGAUAUUUUAAAGAAUGUUGGAGCCAAACCAAUUUGAUAUUUAUGUAAAGGUGUCAUCGGAUGGCCAUUUUCCACAAGUUGAUAUGAUUCUUUAGGGUCUUAAUGAAAAGUCUAUAAUAUACUUUGAUUAAAAAUUCUCAAUGGUUUUGUAAAACAACACCUUUUUUACCUUGUUAAAAUGAGCUCUGCAAAAAUCUAUUCUAAGGGGUUGUUCCUUUAAAUGCAAAUGAGCUCUGCUCGCCCCACCCCUCUCUUCUUUCUGUGGAAUGACGAGCUUGUUUACUUUAGCCGCAUUUAACCAUGUUUAGCCGCUAAACUUCCAACUACCACGUUAUAAGGAAAGGCGAUCGCAAAGAUUCAUAAAAAAACGCUUAUACACACUUGUUGGUGAAGCUGGAUCAUGAAUAAUUCGAGCAAACAUAGACGGAUAUAUGUAGAUCAGGAGACGCAUUCCCUUUACAAACAAACAUAAUCCACUGCAUCUUCAGCUGCUCAGAAGUUUGCAUCCGAUGACCCCUUUAAAGAAUGUUGGUACCAGAUCAAUUUAAAAUUUAAGAAUGUUGGUACCAAACAAUUUAAAAUUUUAAAGGAUGUUGAUACCAAAAAAUUUAAAAUUUUGAAGAAUACUGUAACUAACCAAUUUAAUAUUUUGACGAAUAUUUGAACCAAACCAAUUUGAUAUUUUGAAGAAUGUUGGAACCAAACCAAUUUAAUGUUUAGAAAAAUAUUGGUACCAAACCGAUUUAAUAUUUUGAAGAAUGUUUAUACUAAACAAUUACAAAUUUUAAAGGAUGUUGGUACCAAACAGUUUCAAAAUUUUGAAGAAUACUGGAACCAAAUCAAUUUAAUAUUUUGAAGAAUGUUCAUACCAAACAAUUUAAAAGUUGAAAGGAUGUUGGUACCAAACAAUUUAAAAUUUUAAAGAAUAUUUGAACCAAACCAAUUUAAAACUUUGAAGAAUGUUGGAACCAAACCAAUUUGAUAUUUUGAAGAAUGUUGGAAUUAAACCAAUUUGAUAUUUUGAAGAAUAUUUGUACCAAACCGAUUUGAUAUUUUGAAGAAUUUUUAUACUAAACCAUUUAAAAUUUUCAAGGAUGUUGGUACCAAACAAUUAAAAAUUUUGAAGAAUAUUGGAACCAAACCAAUUUAAUAUUUUGACGAAUAUUCAUACCAAACCGAUUUGAUAUUUUGAAGAAUGUUGGUAGUAAACACGUUGAUAUUUUAAAAAAAUCUUGGAACCAAACCAGUCUGAUAUUUUGAAAAAUGUCGGAACCGAACCAGUUUAAAAUUUGGUAGAAUGUUGGAACCAAACCAAUUUGAUAUUUUGAAGAAUGUAGGAUCCAAACCAAUUUGGUGACCACUGACUUCUAUUGUAUGGAGGAACAAAAAAACACACAUUACUCAAAAUAUAUAAUUAAUAAUAAAAUAAAUUAUUUUUAAUAUUAUUAAACUAUAAUCAUAAAAAAAUAAUUAAAAACAGUUUUGGGUGAACUAUCCUUUUAAAAAAAAAUAAAAAUUUAAAACCCUUUUAAUUAGACAUUUUAUAGGGGGAAAAGAACAAAAAGGCAAGUGUUUUAGUGUUUGUUUGUUUUGUGUGGGUUUUUUUUUUUUUUAAAGAUGGCAGCUUAAGUCUGUCAAUACACUGCACCGGGCCAGAGGACAUAAGAUUUUUACCUCUCAGCCACGUGGUACGAUCCUAAGAGACUGCAUCAAGUCUUAAUCUUAGUACGAUAGGAUGAGAUCAAGAUAUUUGCACAGAAAUCUGAACUGGAUUGUUCAGCACUGCCUUAAAGAAUGGAAAUGUAUGCCUGGGAGUCUUACACAGCCAGUCUGCGAAAGAGAAGUGAAAGAAAUUGUUGGAACGGGAGGGAACAGAAUGCCUGAAUGAUCCUGUAUGCAUGCAUGCAUGCGUGCUGGUGUGCUCCGCUACUUUUUCCUCAGAGUUUGAGCCUCUUUUUCAUUUCCAUUUUUGGAGACACAUGUGCUUAAUAUCUGUGCAUUCAUGUGAGAAGGCUGACAGGAAAGAGAGAGUGUGCGCCAAAGGCAUGCUUUUUUUAUGCGUGUGCAUUUGUUUAUGUGUACGUGCUCGAAUGUAAGUCUCGUUUUUGCGUGCCAAAUGCACGUCUGAGAGAGGGUGCGUGGGUGGUGUUGGUGUAUGACUGUGGAAUAUGUGCAUUGUGUGUGUGUUGAUGGGUGGGUGGGUGGCUGGUAUGUGCGUAUGCAGAGAUCAGAGAGCUCUGUUUGUUUUUGUCUGACUCAGAGAGGGAGACAUACAGUGCAGACGCAAGCAGAGAGGGGAGGGAAUGUAUUGGUGAGGAGAUGGAUACACACACACACUUAAACACACAACUGGUGCAGUGAGCCAUUUCCCAAAUGGAGGCAUCAAACGGUACGCUUUGAUUAAACAAACCAUCAGCUUGCCUUGAAUCUCAUCUUAGGGAUUGUUUUUUCAUUGAGGAGUUAACAUGAAAUCAAAAUUGAACUUAUUGUCUAAAUACGCAUUUCUGUGUAUAAAAAUUUCUGAUCCUGCAUAGACAGCAAUGCAACUACCACAUUCAAGGCCUAGAAAGGUAGUAAGGACAUUGUUAAAAUAGUCCAUGUGACAUUCAUUUUAUUAGGCCACGAGAAUAAUUUUUACUUUUACCUUUGUGGGCCUUGAACGUGUCAGUUGCGUUACUGUCAACGCAGGGUCAAAAAGCUCAUCAGAAAUAUCUUAAUUUGUUUCUGAAGAUAAACUUAUGGGUUUGGAACGACGUGAGUAAUUAAUGACAGAAUUUUCAUUUUUGGGUGAACUGUCCCUUUAAAUGUAAAGUGAACACCACAUGUGAACACAAUUACACUAGUGUGUUGGUUAGUGUGUGUGUGUUUAUCAUUCUAUUGUCCAAAACACAGACAAGUGUGAAAAAUAGGUUGAUGGUGGCUGCAUAAAUAUGGCUUUGUGUUGGACUGUUCCUCGUUGCACCUUUUAAAAUACAACGAAAGAGCAAAAGAUAGACAACAGCGGUCAACGUUACUUCAUCCACUUAGAAUGUACAUAUAUGGAGCUGGAUCCUCCAAUGUACAACUUGAUAAGACCGUUUUUGUACUAUCAUGUUAGACACACAGAGGGACCAGGAGUUUUUUUUUUUUUUUAAGGAAGCAGCCAGCAUGCUUGUCCACGAGGGCUGGGUUUGUGAUGUUUUCAACUCAUGAAUCACUUCUUAACUCAGUGGUGCAUUGGUGAGAUUGGCUAAACAAUGUGCGCUGAACUCAACGAACUGUAGUGGAAUUACCCCGUGUAGAGUUUCACCCCCUGACCCGCACACUGAGUUCAUGGUCUUGCGUGCAAGAUCCUUUAAUUUACCAAAUUAAACUUAAUGCAUUUUUAGUAUGUUAUAAGAGAACGAGUGGAACAGAACAAAUGAGGUUAGGCGGUUAGGCUUCGGAUGCUUUGAGACACGCAACAAUGAAAACCACAAAAAAAAGAAAAGGAAAAUGCAUGGCAAACUAUAUAUCUUUGUUUUUAUUAGCUAUGAUUUUGUUUACUGUAGAGUAGUGCUUGGCUGUUGAGAUGCUACUAAUUUGUUAACAUAGAAUGUAGAACUGCCAAGCGUUUUGUAAAGGAACAUCAUGAAAUUUACAGUAGCUAGGAGCAAGAGAAGCGCUAUAUUUUUGCUUUGUACAUGACUGAAGUGCUGGGAUGAGGGGUGAGGGCAGCUGAAACUAGCUAUGAAGAGGGUUUACUGUAUUAAAAUGUCAUUUUUAAAGCGUGGAUGAGAUUUAAGCAGCAUAGAUAUAGGGAAUUGGGGUCUGUAUGCACUGCAAGCUGUAUUAUUAUAACUUUCUGUCUUAAAUAUCGUUUUUGUUACUGAAUUUGCUAGUUAAGAUGACGUUCGAAUGAACGUCUCAUGGAUGAGCGCCUCCUGAUGUCGGAUUUGAUAAAUGCUGAUGGUAGAAAAGGAAACUGCCAUGCAGUUACUUCUCCUGACCAUUAAGGGACAGCAAAGAUCUUUAGUUUAAUAACCCCUUGCCAAAAGUAAAUGUACUGUUUGAAAUGUUGUUGAACUGCCAAAUUUAAGGAAAUGUAUUGCGGUUAUUCAGAUCUAGAAUAAAUCUGGUCUCUGCUGGUGUUUACCAAUGUGACGAUCAAAACAUUUGAUGUUUAAUAUGACACUUUAUUAACAAACAACCAAAAUGAGGAUUUGCGAAUAGCUAUCAGGAUUUAACAUGACUUAAUACAGUAUAUUUACAGAAUUGUUACCCUCCACUUAUGAUUGUCUUUGUUUUAAUUGUCUACACUGAUUUGUGGAGAAAAAUCUGGAUUUAAGGAUUGUAAAAUGUGUUUGCUCUCUUAUCAAUUGCUGAAGAUGCUAUUAUAUCAAGUCGUGUGUAUUUUGUAAGAGAGAGGGAGCUUUAUUUAAAUCUGAAAAAGCACCUUUUGAUGAGUGUUCAUAGUUUGUGAACUCGUACCUUUCAUAGGAGUCUUCAACAGGGGGUUUUCAACCUUGUUUUUUUUUUUUUUUUAAUGUGUUGACUACAAAAAUAAAAUCUAAUGAUGUUCUGCUAAAUUUUUCUGUGUCCCUCCCACAUUAAAUUAUAUAAAAGGAAUGAUAUUUUAUUUUAAUACAAGUAUUAAUGGCUAUUUCUUAUUUUAAUGGCUUUGCAAUGUAAGCAUCAUAUGUAAAUACGUUAAUAUAGUAAUAGUCGCAUGUUAUCGGUCAGGCUUAAAAUGCUACUCAAUUUUAUGCAAUAUGUAAAAUGGGAUCCAUUUUCUGUCUCCGUAAACAGCAAGCGGUGCUUGGCCGGAAAAUAAGUUGAAGACCCCUGUCUUAGCACCUUGAGCUCCCUCACUCUUUCGAUUGAGCACUGGGGACUUUUGUAUCAAUUUCUUUUUUUUCUGAGUCUUAGGGCUGGUUCACACAGAACUCGUUUUUUUGCAUUUAACUGUGCUGCUUUUUAACUUUUUCCUAUGUAAACAUGCACUAGGCAGACAUCUUUGAGCACUGUGAUGCAUCUUGCUGCUUUUUUAGCAUCUUGUGCAUGCAAGCUGUGGUCACAAAAAAAAGUCGUUUGACUAUUAAGACAAGUUUGACUUUUAAGGAAAGACACCACAAAUUUAUAUAAUAAAUUUCACCAUUCGUCACCUGUUGAUAGUUUUGUAUUACAAGUUUUGUGAAAUAUUAUCGUUGAAUAUCAAACGACGCAUUAUGUACACUGCCGUUCAAAAGAUUUUAAAUGUUUUCUUCUUAAAGAAGUUAUGCUCAUCAAGGCUGCAUUUAUAUGAUUAAAAAUACAGAAAACAGUAAUAUUGUGAAAUAUUAUUGCAAUUAAAAAUAAUGGUUUUCUAUUUUAAUAUACUUUAAAACAUAAUUUAUUUUUGCAAUGCAAAGAUUUUCUUCAGUCGUUACUCCAGUCUUCAGUGUCACACGAUUCUUCAGAAAUCAUUCUGAUAUGCUGAUUUAUUAUCAGUGUUAUCAGUGUGCUGCUUAAUAUUUUUUAGAAACUUAAAAUGAAAAUGUAAUAAUAUACACUACUGUUCAACAGUUUGGGGUCAGUAAUUUUUUUUUUUUCUUUUUUUUUGAAAUAGAAAUUAAUACUUUUAUUCAGCAAGGAUGAGUUCAGUUGAUAAAAAGUGAUAGUAAAGACUUGUAUUUUUAGAAAAGAUAAGAAAAGGUUUAGUUAAAAUAAAUGCUGUACUUUUAAACUUUUUAUUCAUCAAAUAAUCUUAAAAGAAGCAUUAAAGUUUUCCAAAAUAAUAUUUGGCAGCUGUUUCCAACAUUAAUAAUAUAUCAGCAUAUUAGAGUGAUUUCUGAAGGAUCGUGUGACACUGAAGACUGGAGUAAUGAUGCUGAAAAUUCAGCUUUGCAUCACAGAAAUAAAUUAUAUUUUAAAGUAUAUUAAUAUACAAAACCAUUAUUUUAAAUUGUAAUAAUAUUUCGCAAUAUGAAUUUUUUUUCUGAAUUUUUUAAUCAAAUUAACGCAGUCUUGAUACACAGAAGAGAUUCUUUAAAAAAAAAAAAAAAAAAAAAAAAAGCGUACAGAUCCCAAACUUCUUGAACGGCAGUGUAACUAAAUGUGCACUAAUUUCCAGAACAUAAAUGUGACCGUUGGAUAAAGCCAGGUUCAAAAUUUUAUUUUUGUUGACAUAUUAAAACAUAUUAGUUAAAGGUUUUACAAAGGGGAUUUUUCUCUUUUUUGUGGAACUAAAUUAGACUCAAAUAGAUAAAGUGUGGUGAACACUUAAUAGUGUGUUUUGUUUUUUGUUUUUUCCACUAGUUUGAGAGGACACAAAUUAUAUGAGCAAAACUGACCAAACAAUAGUAUUGCCUGUAGUGUUUUAUACCUACAGUCUACGUUCUUUUUCAUUUCUCAGCAUUGGGUUUUAAUGUGCAAGAAUGCGUUCUGUGUGAACAACUUCUGUUAGAACAAUAUAAGCUCACUCCACCUCACAGGUCUAGGGAGACGAAAGAGGUGCAUACACAGGAAAAACAAUGACAGAUGCAAUCAAAAAGCCUCGGAUAAAGACAUACCUCUGCUCAAGUAAUAUCUUGUACAUUUUAUCCUUUUAAUAAGAUGUCUAUCAACCCUUUCCAGCGUUCUCUUCUCCAGUAUAAAUACACCUCUGUCUCUAUCUAUCUCUGUGCUGCGGCCCGCCGCUCCAUGUACUUCAACUUUUUGUGCGCUUCUGCGCUGCCGGCAACCUCAAAGACUUCUUACAGAUUUCAAAACAUAUAUUGCUUUUUGUAUAUCCCUGCCCACCAGAGACCAAUGCAUGUGCACGCACACAAGCAGGUGUGUGGAUCUACCUCCCGACACUUUCAGCCAUACCUCCCUGGCUCCUGUGCCCUGAUACAGGUCAUGUGAUGCAGGAGACCCCUUGAAGUGCUGGCAUUGGUGUUACAGGAAAUAGAUGCAAACGGGGUCAACUUUGAAUAUGGAAUGUGGUAGAUUCAUACCUCACCGGGGGCCGGGGAGCUCCGUCAGCAUGGCUCCGGAGAGCAUGUCUCUGGUGUGGUGGCAGGGAUCCUGCAGCUAUUUUUUUCCAGUAUAAAUAUAUGAAUAUACAUAUAUAAAUACAAAUCUAUAUAUACUGUACAUUAUAUAUAGAAACACUAAUGAAGUUUGAUUGUUAGUUGUGCACUCACAGCAUGAGAUGUUAUUCCCCAGAAACCGCUUUUUGGAGAUAAAUGCAGUAGCGUCUACUGAUGUCAAAACCCCUCUGUACCCUUCACCCCACCCCGAGUACAUGCCAGUGUUUCCUCUGUGUUCCAAGUGCCAAUAACUUUGUGAAUUCCUUUACUGUGACCCAACGAGAAAGAAAAUUGCACAUUAACUACUGUAAAAAAAACAAACAAAAAAAAAACAUGGAGAAAAGAUGAAAAUACAUCUUAAUAAAAGUUUGUA
Messenger RNA from Labeo rohita (rohu), 11690 nucleotides. RefSeq names its product nucleus accumbens associated 1, BEN and BTB (POZ) domain containing b (gene nacc1b). NCBI's taxonomy places the organism in Eukaryota, Metazoa, Chordata, Actinopteri, Cypriniformes, Cyprinidae. The record is from RefSeq and is a predicted model, not a curated record. The transcript is spliced from 5 exons. The coding region runs from base 681 to 2357 and encodes 558 amino acids. Gene Ontology annotation, biological process: regulation of transcription by RNA polymerase II. Gene Ontology annotation, molecular function: DNA-binding transcription factor activity, RNA polymerase II-specific; protein binding; RNA polymerase II cis-regulatory region sequence-specific DNA binding.